Messenger RNA from Carlito syrichta (Philippine tarsier), 957 nucleotides. Its product is annotated as retinol dehydrogenase 16-like. Gene Ontology annotation, molecular function: oxidoreductase activity. NCBI's taxonomy places the organism in Eukaryota, Metazoa, Chordata, Mammalia, Primates, Tarsiidae. The record is from RefSeq and is a predicted model, not a curated record.
AUGUGGCUCUACCUGGUGGCCCUCAUGGGCCUGUUCUACCUUGUGCACUGGUACCGGGAGAGGCAGGUGGUGAGCCACCUCCCAGACAAGUACGUGUUCAUCACCGGCUGCGGUGCUGGUAUUGGGAACCUGCUGGCCAGACAGCUGGAUGAGAGAGGCUUGCGGGUGCUGGCUGCGUGUCGAACACAGAAGUCAGCAGAGUAGCUGAGGGACCAGACGUCAGACAGGCUGGAGACAUUUGUCCUGGAUGUCACCAAGACAGAGAGCGUCACUGCAGCUGCCCAGUGGGUGAAGGAGCGUGUGGGGGACAAAGGACUCUGGGACCUGGUGAAUAAUGCUGGCAUCUGUCUGCCCACGGGCCCCACUGAGUGGCUGACCAAAGAGGACUUUGCGACCAUCCUGGACGUGAACCUGUUGGGGCUGAUCGAUGUGACUCUGAACCUGCUGCCCUUAGUGAGGAAGGCGAGGGGCCGUGUGGUCAAUGUCUCUAGCAUCACAGGCCGGAUAUCAACUUGUAGCAGAGGCUACUGCAUCUCCAAGUUCGGUGUAGAGGCCUUCUCAGAUUCUCUCAGAAGGGAUCUCUCCUACUUUGGAGUGAAGGUGGCUGUGCUCGAACCUGGUUAUUUCAAGACCAAGAUGACUUGCACUGAGACAUACUCACCAGGCAUCCAGAAGUUAUGGGAGCAGAUCAGGCCAGAGAUCAAGGAGCUCUAUGGCGAGAAGUUUCUGACAUCCUACAUCAAGAAACUAUCAGAAGCAUUUUUGUCAAAAUGCAGUAUGAAUCUGUCCUUGGCAACAGACUGCAUAGAGCACGCACUGACCGCCUGCCACCCUCGCACGCGCUACUCUGCGGGCUGGGAUGCCAAGCUUUUCUACAUCCCUAUGAGCUACAUGCCCACCUUCCUGUUGGAUGCCUUGCUGACCUGGGAUUCUCCGAGGCCAGCCAAGGCCCUGUGA